Molecule: messenger RNA, 6299 nt
Organism: Megachile rotundata (alfalfa leafcutting bee)
Lineage: Eukaryota; Metazoa; Arthropoda; Insecta; Hymenoptera; Megachilidae
Source: RefSeq, a predicted model, not a curated record
AAAAUUCGUUGGUGAAAGAUAACGGUAUCAACAUUUAGCAUUCGGCAGACGUAUCGGCCAUUUAAGAGGGUAGCCUAAAGUCUUCUCGUCCGUCUAUUUUCGACGAGAACAGGAAGAUCAUCCUCUUCCACUCGAUCGUCGUGAGUACGCUCGCGCAUGCUCUUCGAGCGUGGUGGAACGCCUCAUCUCACGAAUAACGCCCUUGUGUUCGUUGUAAAUACGAAUGCCGAAUGCUUGCUACCGAAAAUAAUCACGCGACGACGGUGCUGCGAUUUCAGACCGUUUCUUCCGCGACUCUCUUGACGCCGCCAAACGUAAAAAAUGCAUUCCCAGCGAGGGCCUUCGAAGUACUCCAUGUAAGAUCUAUCGAUACUCCGUCCAAAUAUACGUAAUCGUAAAUAAAAAAUUCUAACCGAUCGUACGCGUAAAUUGGUGCAAAGUGAAUGACUACAAAGUGAAUUGAACGGGACUCAACGGUACAGGGCAUUAGUCAGUGCUAUCUUAUUUCUUCGAUACAAAUACACUUUGCUGUUUUUCAAUGGAAAGAAGCUGUCAUGUGACAGUCUCUCGAGUUAAAAAAAUCUUGUGUCUAAUGGUGGAAUGUUAACGCGGUGGUAAUUGCAACUACGUCCGUGAUUUCCGUGGUGAGUUCUUCUAAAUUUAGAUUAAUACGACAUACUUAAAAUAUUACGAUUAACGAGACGGGAGGUGUUAAACGUACAUGUGAAACCAGUUUGCGACUAAAUGGCUGACAAUGUCGAUGAUCAUCAGAGGAUCGAGAAAAAGUUCGAUCGAUCGUGCUCGAGUCGCAAUCGCGAACAAAGGGUGGCACCCAAACUGAAAGACAAAGUGGAGGAGAGCCAGUUACCUGCGCCUCCGCCAGAUCCAUGGGUGAGCCCUUGGUGCGUGCAGAAUACGCGAAACCAGGCCGAAGCAACGCAGCCUCGCAGCCUCGAAGAGGACGACGAUAUAAUCGCGUAUCUGACGGACUUUGGUAUGCCACCUCACGAAAGUCAAACUUCGGAAUGUCCCUCGAGGAAUUCCGCGACCUCCACUAUGGCCAUCUCGAAUCUUUGCAUGGAUGACGCGUUCGAACAUCUGGACCGCCUUUACGCUUUCACGGAACAGAUUCUGGAGCUCAGAAGUCGCAGUUCGAAGUUUUUCAAGCGGGUCCGAAACCUGGAGAAGAUGAAGGUGCUUCGCAAUGCGGAUCGCAGAUUGGAAAACGUCUUUGCACGCGAUAAGGACACGAUUAAUGACAUUUGCGACGAAGACACGGGCUUCGCGGAAUCGCUGUUGGACGCCAUGCUGUCAAAUUGCAGGGAUCCUCUGUUUCAGAGACGAUACACGCGAUCGACCUCCAGGCAAGCCAGGAGUAAAUUCGAUGUCGAAAAACAGACAUCGGUGGAUGAAAUCGCUGGAAGCGCACCGAAGGUUUCGAAGUGGACCAGGGUGAAAGCUGCAUUCAAGUGGGAAAGAGCUUGUACUAAUGACAUCGUGGAAGGGAUGGAUACAACUAUGACAGGCUCAUUGUCAACUUCGGCGAAGUAUCAUAGAAAUUUGGAUACUGACGUUGCUGAAUCGAAUAGUACCCCUGUUUCACCAUGUACUAAUGAGGCUAGUGAUAUAGGAACGCCUUUUGGUAGAACUUCAUCUGCGUCCUCAUCCAACGAAGGAUCUUACGAUUAUUUACAGAGAAAUAUUUCAAAUCAUUCAGGAUGUCAAUCUUCGAAAUUAAAAACCGAUAAAAAGAUAGAUUGUACUAAUCAGAGGAGUCAAUCUCUUGAUGGUGACAUCGUCACCUUGAAUAAUGACGGAGAUCAUAACAUUAUGAAUAUGGGAAAACCACUGAUACGUGUAACAUCCGAGAAGAAUCAUCCAAUGCAUUCCUUGAACAAAAUGGACGAAAGGGAUACAGAUUCGUCGUCGAAAAGAUUCACUCCGACCCUAACGAUUACAAUACCUUCGCACGAAGAGGAAAUGAGGUGCAUGUCUUCGCCGGAUUCGAGCUCGCCACUUCCGUCCAGUGCACAUACUUCCGGUGGAAAUUCUCCGCAACCCAGGAAAAUACAUAGAGAAUUCUCUAUGAAUAAAGAUUUUAAACGACAGCUAUCAACCAACGAAGACUCCACAACGCGAACGCCAAAAACGCAGAGGCAGAACUCGAAAUGGAACAAAGUCAGGCGCGCAUUUUUGACAAACUCUACCCUCAGCGUUCCACCCAACCUCAUCAGAGUUGUCUCGAGACAAAUGCUCCUUCAAGACGGACUGGAAGCAUCAUUGGCCUACGGGUACAGCAACAGCACAGAGGAUCUUCAAAAAACACCGUUAACCGCCGAGACUCGUCGAGAUUAUCGAGCUCUACGAGAAAAGUUAGGAGCUGAAUUUCAUCGAAAGUUAAUUGAAUGGGAACGUUUAAAGAACUUGUCACCCCGCGUUGCGAAAGAUUCGCGAGAGAUUUCUUCUAAUUUGGUGACUCCACGGGAAACCUUGCCGUCCGAGGAAAGAUUAGCGCCAGAAUUCAGAAAAAAGCUUCAAGAUUGGAAACGUACGAAAAAAGAUCGACGAGGAAGCGCUCCUUUCGAGCAACAACGUCUCAAUCGUCGUCGUUUGACAGAUUGGCAGCUUUGGAGAUCUCCCUCGAAAUCCGAGUACAGAAAUAAGGAACGCGGUUGUUACGAAGAGAAUACCGGCGACGUGAAAUCGCAUCUUGGCGAAGAUUUCGUGCGAAAAAUGGAAAUUUGGAAGAAAAUGAACGAUUCGAGUAAUCGUGACGCGAAACAUUCGCAAUUGAAGUCGAAUCGACUUGGAAUUUCGUCUGAAAUUGACGAAAGCGAGUUUCUAGCCUUGGAGAGGGUAGUUUCGCUUUUCGACAGUGAUAUCGGUAGAGGAAGACGAGGAAGUGAUGCCCGACGAUUAGAUGAAUGCUUUGACGGAGAUUUAAGGCCGUACAUCGAAGGAACGCAAAAUGCAAACGAUACCAACGAAGUCUUAAUUCGAACAUCCGUUGGAUCCUAUCGAUUCGAGGGUAUUUCACGAGAAUUCACUAGAAAGUUAUAUGAUUGGGAAAGAUAUCGAGGAAUAUCACCCACAUCCUCCACUUUUCGCCUCCUUGGACCUGCUUACGAUUCAUUUACUAGAAACUCGACUAUCGAAACGUCGACAGUCGAAUUACCAACAACGAAAGUUGGAAACGAUGAACCAUCGCUGUUUAAAGUUACUGCUUUGAAAAGAUCGAAAUCCACGGGCAGUCUGAUGGAAACUGUGCGGGAUGAAUUUUUCAUACGUCGUUCAACUAGUUUGCAGACGUUAGGUCAUGCGGCAAAUAGAUUGAAGGAUAAUGAACGUAUUGACACUUUACCAGCAUCCAUCGAUUCACAAAGAACGGAAGAUAUAGCCGACAUCGUUAUGGACGAUUCCGAACCGGAAGCGAUGAUCGUCGACAUCGAAGACGUUAUCGAGGAAACUGCAAGUCCUUUAGAAAGAGUUCAACCACAUCAGACACCCGUGUACUCGGUUGCAGCAAGCGAAACAACAAGUAUCGCUGUACCACUCGGAACAGUUACUUCCAGUCACGAACCGUCUCCGGUGUUCCUGAUCGAAAUCGAGGAAACCGAAGAGCGAAUGCACUGGGAGUCGAAAAAGUGGAGAAGGAAAAGUUUCUCGAGCGAGGAUAGUUUGAGCACCGAACACUCCGAGAAGACGAAAAUAUGGAACAACAAGAGGAAUGUGUCUAACGAUGAUAAUGUGGAUUCGGAGCGAUCUUCGAUCACGGAGUCACUGAACGAAAACAAGCAUUGUCUGCUCAAUAUGGAGUCGUUCGAUCGAAAUUUGGACAAAGAUUCGAUUAAGUCUGAUAGCUCAAUUUAUUCUAUAGAAUUAGAUCAGAAGUAUAAAAUUGCGGGACAAUCGAGUGAGAUGGUUGAAUGGGAUCAGAGCGAGAGGGAAGAAAUUUCUGUACCAUCCGACGGAGAUAGUGGAAUCACUGUGACAAAGUAUGAGCCUGAAGGGACAGACGAAAUCAGCCACGAAAGGAAUCUUGGAAAUCAUUUCGCUGCGAGCAUAAAAGAGAUGAUGGACUUAUCGAGCAACAAGAAGCACGAGCAAGAUGGCAGCCGUGGAGCUGAAAAUGAUAGAAGCACCGAUAAUGGAAAGGACGCGAUUGAGGCUAAGAUGAAAUGCGACAACGAAUAUGAGGAAAUAGGGAUAAGUCCCGUCAACCUCCGUUGCUGUUCCUCGACAGAUGUGCAGCCAAAUUACAGCAAAGAAUAUGCAGAUACUUUACCGGAAUCGGUAACCAAGUGUAAACUGGUUUUAGACGAAACCAAGUACCCUUUGUCCGAAAUGGGUCUCCGCCGAGUAAACCGAGACGACGAACGUUUCAACAAGCACGAAGAAAACUACGGGGUGAUCAGAGACGAGGUGCACAAUCAAACAGGACAUAAUCUCUGCAAAAUGAAAUCAAAUCUCCUAAACUACAAACCACUCAAAUCGUACGAGGAUCACGAAGAACAAGGUAGUUGUACAAAACCAGUUGCAACGACCGUACAGUCGGAAACCAGAGAACAACAAUAUCACAAUUUCGAAAACGUGCUAAGUUCCGUAAUGUUGCGUACAAAUUCGUGUAGCAGCGAAUAUCACCGUGAACCGACGAUCAAAACUACACCGUGCACGGUUGCACCCUGUCGCGAAGAGCGUUGUUUCAAAAGAAUGAUCAUUAACGAAGAAACUUUGAACAAAAUAGUCGUACCUACAGCCAGCACUGGUUGCAUAGAAAAAUCUAAAGACGCGAAACCCGUACAAGGUUCUUCCGAAGAUCAUAAUAGAUCAAACACCGAUCGCGAACUUUCCAGCCAAGAAGGAGCUGCUAAGAAACGAGUCUCUCCAAGCCGAAACGUCUUCAUCAAAACGAAACGCAUAAUAUUUUCCCCGUUCCGACGCGUCGAAGACUCUGUCAGAAAAGAAAGUAUCGAGGAGGAUCAGCCGCUCUCGAUAAAAAGCAAGAGUAAAUCCAGAUCGGCGUCUCCUAAGAUAAGUCGACACGACGGGCUGUUACGAAUGUCCCUUUCGUUACCGUGGCCUCUGCGACCAUCCUCGAAAGAUCGCGAGCUGAGGGAAACGAAAAUCAAAGAAAAUGAUAAAGUGGAGAAAACAAUAGCCAGGAAAGAGAAUUCUGAGCGAUGCAAGUCAGUGGAGAGCACGAGGAAAUCGAUAACCGAAAAAAACCAAACGAGAAAUUCGUCGAUCGAAUUGACUGAAAGCGAGUCGAGACAGUUUUUCGAACAGAAGAGUCAACGAGUAAGCGUUUCGGUGCAAGCAACGCCGGAUCAACAGGAUCAGACUGUUCGAUCUAUUAGUUCGUGCAUUUUGAAGAACGACGAGAAGAAAUGCGAUGAUUCGAAAUUCGAUCCGAAUUCCUCUGAUCUCAUUCAUAAAUUGAAUAUCCUGUCUAACGUGGUGGCGAGAAGAGACGGUCGAACGAUCUCCGAGGAAUCGUCUGUCGAGUCACAUUCUUUGAGGAUACGUCGCGCGAAAGAAGACUUCUUGUCCCGUCGCGGUGGUCCUUUGUGUCAUUCCGUGCUGGAACCCCGAUCGUUCAAGAGUUACGAGUUUCCGAGAACGUCUGCUUAUCGUUGCGAGGAAAUUUUGGAAAAGCAACCUGAGGAAAAUGAAAAAUUGCCGGUUACGAGUCGGGAAGAAACAAGUAAGUGCGAGACACGAGAGAAGAUGAACGAGAAGAAGAUGGAGUUUUUCGGAAAUAAAUAUGAGUUGGAUAAUUCGGUUUCUCGACCUGAUCGCGUAAAAUCUGCCAGUGUUGGAAUGAUAAACGUGGAUCCUGACACUUUUGUACGACUGACGGAGACCAAUCGGGGAUGCGAGUCUCUUCCGAGAUCGAUCGUGAAACAGCAAGAGCCUUUAGGACCACUCGCGAAAAUCGUUAAUAAGCUUAAGUUUACGAAAUUGAUACGCAGCAAAGAUAUCGAGGUGGGGAAUAUGAGUACAAUUUCGAAACUGUGCAGGCAAAGCUUGUUGAUCGACGUUCGAAAUGAUUUUGAGAAAUUUCGACGAGGUAAUGAUCGGAGAGGAAUUUCGUCAGACAAUAUCAACCAAUUUAAGAAGGAGGGAUGAUUACAAUUUUCAAAUUGAAACGAAUAAGAUUCAUAUUGAAUACAAUGCUAAAAAUUUGUAGGUAAUGCGUACACGUGACAAAUCGGAUAAAAUUUAAGUGUUUAGGUAUUGUAUACACACUAAUUAUAAUUAUGAGUAGUAAUCGCAAGAAAUAAACAAUUUGAAGCAAU